CUAAUGAGUUGAAAAUAAAAGACUCUACUACAUCGGACAUCAACAUAUCUACUACAUAUCAAGAUGGAGUACAAGCGCACCGUCCUAAUCACUGGCGGUACAAUGAAUAUGGGAUAUCACGCUGCUCUCACCAUCGCCCGACAGCACCCAGAAUACCUCGUUGUAAUCUCCUCGCGCUCCGACCCUAACAACGCCGCGUCUACAAUCAACAACACCCUCUCUCAGAACAACGUUAUCUUCCUCCCUCUCGACCUUUCCUCUUCCUCCAACGUCCGGACUUAUGCCAAAACCUGGGCCUCGAGGUCCUUCCCACCCAUUCAAGCCCUCCUCCUGAACGCGGCAUUACAAUUUCCUGGCGACCUAACCCUUACAGACGAAGGCAUCGAAAAGACGUUUGCCAUUACGCACGUCGGGCACGCACUGCUUUUCCACCUGCUCUGUCCAUUCCUAGCGCCCAAGGCACGCGUGAUCAUAACCGCGUCUGGCGUGCACGACCCAGCACUCAAGACAGGCAUGCCGAAGCCCAUCUACACGUCCGCAGAGAAUCUGGCACACCCGCCAGCUGAGAUCGCAAAGGGAGACGGCCGGCUGCACUAUGUGAAUGCGAAGCUAUCAAACAUUAUGUGGACAUACGCGCUGCAUAGGCGGCUUGAACAGAGCGGAAAUGAGAAGGGGAUCAGCGUGCUUGCUAUGGAUCCGGGGCUGAUGCCAGGUUCCGGACUAGCGAGAGAGUACCCGCCAUUGAUGAGGUGGCUGUGGAACAACUUACUACCGAGGAUAACUCCGGUGCUGAGGGUGGCGUUUAGGACGGACAAUGUGCAUACGACGAAGGAAAGUGGGGAGAAUCUGGCGAGGCUGGGGGUUGCCAAGGAUGUGGAGGGGUUGAGCGGCAAGUAUUACGAGGGGAAGAAGCAGCGAGAUAGCAGUGUGGAGAGCUAUGAGGUAAAGAAGCAGGACGACUUGUGGGAGUGGACGGUGAAGUAUGCGGCGAAGGAUCCUGAGGAGUUGGCAAGGUUCAACAAGUUUGCAUAGGGGCUGUCCGACGGUUGUGGCUUCAGUACGAUAUCGUUCAGGUGUUUAG
This is a messenger RNA of Paraphaeosphaeria sporulosa, 1081 nucleotides long. RefSeq names its product NAD(P)-binding protein. The record is from RefSeq and is a predicted model, not a curated record. Lineage: Eukaryota; Fungi; Ascomycota; Dothideomycetes; Pleosporales; Didymosphaeriaceae. Bases 64 to 1032 code for a protein of 322 amino acids. The transcript has a single exon.